Messenger RNA from Calidris pugnax (ruff), 340 nucleotides. Its product is annotated as DENN domain-containing protein 2D-like. Bases 71 to 340 code for a protein of 89 amino acids. The transcript has 2 exons. NCBI's taxonomy places the organism in Eukaryota, Metazoa, Chordata, Aves, Charadriiformes, Scolopacidae. The record is from RefSeq and is a predicted model, not a curated record.
CGGGAAAGCGAAAGCGCGGCGGGCGGAAGCCGAGCCUUCCCCGCCGGGCCGGGACCGCACCGGGGCCACCAUGGCUUCCAUCGGCAACUUCUUCCGACGGAGCCUGAGGCGCUCGGUCCGCAGAGAAGGAAAAGAGGAGGAUGGAAAGAAGGAAAACAACCCCUCACGGGUGCCGCAGGGGAAAGCAGGAGAGCGGAGCUCGGUCCUCUAUUCCGCUGGACAGUUUUUCUUUGAGUACCUGGUGGUGGUGUCGCUGAAGCCGGUGACAGAUGGACGUUAUGAACCCAAGAUAAGCUACCAGUUCCCAAAGGUAUUUAAUCCCGCGUUUCUGGGAAGAUGA